Molecule: messenger RNA, 1242 nt
Organism: Penicillium expansum
Lineage: Eukaryota; Fungi; Ascomycota; Eurotiomycetes; Eurotiales; Aspergillaceae
Product: wax synthase family protein
Exons: 1
Coding region: 1-1242 (413 amino acids)
Biological process (GO): lipid metabolic process
Source: RefSeq, a predicted model, not a curated record
AUGCCCAUCGUAGACUUCUACAUCCUGCUGCUUGAACUCUCUCAUCUGAGUCUCCACGGUCAACUUUGCAAGCACUUCAUGCUGUUCCUGCAGUCUCUCAUACCCCCAGCAUUUUUUGCUCUCUCAAGCGCAGUAUUCUAUGUUGCCAUCCACCUCCCGUACAAAGGUCGACUGUGUCUCUCGCCACUACUGUUCGGCAGCGCGGUCCUCUCACUGCGUACAAGCCCUUACCUAACAUGGCUAACAGGUAUGAACGUGCUGUGGGCACUCUUCGCUUGCAUCUGGAUCCAACAUGCAGCAGCCGUCCUCUACUUCGACCAACUGAGAGUGCAGCAAACUGGAUCCCUGUGGCUCUCGACAUACAAGAUCUGGAACGAUCCACAGCGUCGCAUGAGCCGCGGAAUCCCACCGGGAUACAAGCGCUCCAUUUGGUCCCCCAGUCGAGUAAGAUUCACAUUCUACCAACUCGGCAAGGUCACUCUAUGCUGGGCUCUUCACCUCUUCAUCAUCGGCCCCCUGGUCCCCCUCUAUUUUAAUUUCACUGCGCAAGACUUCGCGCCCUCCCGUCAAGUCUUCCUCCGCCGCCUCCUGCCCCUCCUUAAUGACCACACCCCGAUCACCCUCCGCGAGAUCCAAAUCCGCUUCUUCCUCUCCAUCUACUGGAUCUGGAUCGCUUACCUCAUGCUCGACCUCUGCAACGCCCUCCUAUCCAUCCUCUUCAGCGUCAUCCUCCGCCUUGACACCCCCAACGAAUGGCAACCCCUUUUCGGCAGCCCUCUCCAAGCAUACAGCAUCCGCCACUUCUGGACGAAGUUCUGGCACCGCCUCACAGUCUCCUGCUGCGCUUCUUCCGGAAAACAAGUUACCCGCCGUCUCGUUCGCAUGAACCCCAGAUCUAGAAGCGAGAAGAUCUUUGUCGCAUUCUGGACGUUCUUGCUUUCGGGGCUGUGUCAUGUGGUUGCCGAUUGGCAGGCUGGCGAGCCAUGUCAUCCGUACGAUGAUCUGCUAUUCUUCGUAGCGAAUUUCGUAGCCGGCGCCGUGGAGUUGCUUGUGGUGCGGAGGCUGGCGCUCGUGAAGAGGAGAUGUUGUGCGGAUAAUGAUAGGGUUAGUUGGUUGGUUUGUUCGAAUACAAUCAAAGCGGUCGUGGGGUAUGUUUGGGUUUUGGGGUUCUUUUUCUGGAUCACCCCCAAAUGGCAGUAUCCCAAACUUCUUGCAGUUCUGACGCAGGUUCAUGGAUACUAG